AUGUCGGGCCACACCUCUUCCGCUUCAUCACCCUUCAACGGCACCAUUGGGCAUUUACGCAUUCUUACCGACCCUACUGGAGUCAUUGUCAACCCUUUCUCCCCAUCGCCCGGCUACGUCAAUUUGGAUCCGAACAACCUUGACUUCAAGACGCUGAAAGCUGUUCUUCAUCUUGGUAUGAGUAUGCUCGAAUCACCGAGAGGUGAGCAAAUUCUGGUCGAGAUAGGGCAAAAUGCCGUCAACUACAAUCGCCAGCGAAACCUCCCAUGUCUCUACUCAGACAAUGUCAACAAUAUCCCAAACUAUCUCCGCUACUUCCUGAGAACCGUCCGUGGAGACUUCUACAACGUGUACUUGACACACGCAAUGCGAUUUCAGGGCGAAGGGGAGGGCCAGGGCGCCCUUUGGGGCAACAAUUUUCGGGACUAUCGACCCAAAACCCACGGCCGCAUCAAGUUCAACAGAAUGGUCAUUGAAAAUCUUCGACACGUGGCCGUCAUCGCCCACGACCUCAGAGGCAGACAAGACCCGGUAAGCGUGGCACGCUACGAAAACGCCAUGAAGAACUUUGAGGUCGGCUCGUUCUUGAUGGGUAUCACAGUUGCACACGAGAUAGUGCACAAAUGGGUGCGCUAUCUCCUCGGCCCCGCGAACGCUGGCACCCCCCCACACAUUUCAUUUCCCGGCACGGCUUCCGGCAAUCGCGGAGAGUCGGGCUGGUACUGGGAAUCGAGAUUCCUUGGUGGCGGCAAGCUCGAGAACGUCGAGGACCAAGCCAAUCCGUUGGGAUGGCGGCAGCUCGGCAAGCUUUAUCUGGUCAGGGAAACGGCCCAGGGACAGAUGGGCAGGGAGCUAUCCCGCCGCUAUAUUCAGGACAUACUGAGUUUUAGGUUCGAGGGACCUGCCAGGCCCGCGACAAACUCAGUUGAACAGAGGGCGGAGCUGCUGGGAAAGCCGAUGGCGAGGGUGAGGCUCGAGAACCUUCCAGCGGGCAUUCCCAUCAACGUUGCGCCGGAGGAAGACUCCCAGGGCCGAAUCUCCUCCGCGAUCCUCGACCCCAUCAACCGGAUGGCAGCGCAUAACGUGCGGGUGUCUGCACCGAUCCGGCCGUCGGUGGUCGCUGCUUAA
This is a messenger RNA of Thermothelomyces thermophilus ATCC 42464, 1128 nucleotides long. RefSeq lists its product as uncharacterized. NCBI's taxonomy places the organism in Eukaryota, Fungi, Ascomycota, Sordariomycetes, Sordariales, Chaetomiaceae. The record is from RefSeq and is a predicted model, not a curated record. The transcript has 3 exons. The coding region runs from base 1 to 1128 and encodes 375 amino acids.